AAAAGAAAAAAAGUCCAGCCCCUCUGAAGAUUUCCUGUUGCAUGAAAGUGCUACAGUGACUCACACCGAGCACGUCCUACCUCCUCUGUUUACUCUCCCAGGGCAGCGAGAGAGUAAAGAAGCGGACCGAAGAAAGUUCGCUCAAGCCUGGAUAUUAACUCCCCGCCGAGGCUUGGCUUAAUUAAUGAGAAAGAUAGGGUUAUUGUCCGCCUCUUCAUGGAGCCUCUUCGCGUUUCCGCUUUCUGGUGUGGAGCAAUACUCUGUGCGAGUGUUGUGCUCGAGCAGGCGGGUGCUGAUAUAAUGAAGAUAAGGCGGCUGUGCAUGUUUUGCGACGAAGAACCAACCAGCUGCAACGGCCGAGGAAGCUGCAAGGUGGAGUGUGGUAUCACUUCCAUUUGUGCCCACGAUCAUGAAGUGUGUGUCGCUAUUUGGAGGAAAAAAGACGGCAAUGCCACAUUUGACACGGUCUGCCAUAACCCAGCUGACAAGCUGUAUGGCCUGGUCCUGGAGGACUACAACAAUAGCAAGUGUGAGAUGAAAGAAAGGCAGGGUAUGGGCUCAUCCUUUUUCAUCUGCUCCUGCUCUGAGGAUGAGUGCAACCGCGAUAUCAUCUUUAACUACAACGUGGACUCUCAGGUUGCUGUCAUCUUGGUGAGCCUGGUUCCUCUGCUGGUCAUGGCUAUAUUGGUGAUUUCUUCCUUCUACUGUUAUCGAGUCUACCACCAGCGCAAGGCUAAUGCUAAACGCAAGAAAGGCGGCCCACCCGACUUUAGUGACGCUCGCGCCAUCAUGGUUGACGACGAAGGUUCUGACAGCAGCUCCACGCACGCCAAUAACCUCAACCACAACACUGAGCUGUUGCCUAUUGAACUGGAUGUCCAGGUGGGAAAAGGUCGUUUUGCCGAAGUUUACAAAGCCAAACUAAAGCAGGGAUCCACAGUCAGUGACGAGCAGGGCUUUGAGACUGUGGCAGUAAAGAUUUUCUCAUACGAGGAUUACGCAUCCUGGAAGAAUGAGAAGGACAUUUUCUCGGACGCCGACUUGAGACAUGAAAAUGUGCUCCACUUCCUCACAGCAGAGGAGAGGAAGAUACAGAGACAGUACUGGCUGAUCACAGCGUACCAGCCAAGGGGGAACCUCCAAGAAUACUUGACCCACCAUAUUGUCAGCUGGCAUGAGCUGUGGUUACUGGGAGGAUCGCUUGCUGGUGGUCUGGCACAUCUUCACAGUGACCACUCCCCAUAUGGCCGAUACAAGGUGCCUAUUGCACACAGGGACAUUAAGAGCUCCAACAUACUCGUGAAGAGUGACCUGACCUGCUGCCUGUGCGACUUUGGCCUCGCACUCCGGCUAGACAACUCCCUGUCUGUGGAUGAGCUGGCAAACAGUGGACAGGUGGGAACAGCCAGGUACAUGGCUCCAGAGGUCUUGGAGUCCAGGAUCAACCUGGAAAACAUUGAGUCCUUUAAACAAGCCGACGUGUACUCUAUGGCACUCGUACUGUGGGAGAUCAUCUCCAGGUGCAGCGCUAUUGGAGAGGUAAAAGAGUAUGAGCCUCCUUUCGGAAACCUGAGGGAGCACCCGUGUGUAGAGAGCAUGAAGGACAGCGUUCUCCGAGACCGGGGAAGACCUGAGAUUCCUAACAGCUGGAUCAACCACACAGGCAUCCAGGUGGUGUGUUCCUCCAUAGAAGACUGCUGGGAUCACGACCCAGAAGCCCGCCUGACAGCCCAGUGUGUUGCCGAGCGCUUUGAUGAAAUGGAGUACCUGGACAAGCUGUCGGACUGCUCCGACUCGGAGGAAAAGAUCCCAGAGGAAAUCAUUGUGGUGGACGAGAAAUAGCGCAAAAAAAUCAACAAAAAACACUGCUCCCUCCUGGAUGGCAGAGGUAUAACAAGGAACAGACUGGAAAAAUAACAGAGGUUUUUAACUAUUAUGUCAGAUUUCAUGGACAAGCUUCUCAGACAAACAGGGAUAUCACAAAAUCAAGCUUUUAUUACUUUUGCACUUUAUCAUUAUCCAUGCAUACUAAACGGCAUAUAUGCAGUAACUAAAAAAAAACUUUUCAUACAAAAUAAAGGAUAUUCAAAAAGUAAUUUACAAUACCAAGAUGGGUCGUUCCACCGAAUUGGUGCCAGUUGCUUGUUGACUCCCAAAAUAAACUAACAUAAAAAUAAAAAAACUUAACAUUAAACUUACAUUCAAGCAUAGUAUUAACAAAUACAUGAAAUAUAAGCCAAGUGGAAUAUUUGCCCACAGUAAGCACAUUACAAUUGAUUCAACAAAUAAAGGGUGCUAACGUGUUAGGCUUACAGGACUGAAUGAAACCAGAGACAUGACUGACAUGGGUUUUUUAACCUUUUAUUUUUAGAGUAUAGUGGAGAAGUAACAAAUAUUUAACAUUUAGGCACUAUUUAAAAUACAGUAUUUUAUAUUAGUCUAAUUUUAGGAAGCAGUGACAAAAGCUAUUUUCCGGUGGAAAGUAUUUUAAAUGCAUCUUUUUAUUUUUAAACAUGCAACCGACACUUUGCUUAAAGGAGCCAUAUGUGAUAAUCUGGCCAGAAAUGGUAUUGCAAUCAUGGUCAAAAUUAUGUAGUCCCCUCCCCCUCUCCUUGUCUGAGGUUGCCAGAUACGCAGCCGAAUCCAUCUCGAUCGACUGGGCUACUCCAAGGAACUUCAAACUUCCAAUGCCUCUUACUAGGGGUUGACGUGCUGGGACCAUAAUAGCUGAAUAGACAAGCGUUUUGUCAAUAACGAAUCUCUAAGCAACACAUUUUACACAGAAAUUAGGAUAUUUUCAGGAAGAAGUACGUCAUGCCUGCAUACAAUAUUACAACAAAUGGCAAUCAUAUGGUUAUUGUCAGUACUAACAGAAAACAAAGACUAAAACAAACUACAACCAAAGCUACCAAUGGUUAUUCUGGUGAAAAUAAGUAGAGCAUGCUUAGCAGCCUAAUGUACGCCCAAAACUAUAGGAGAUAUUUUACUAAGGUAUGCCUAUAGGCUACUGUUUAAAGGCCUACUGAAAUGCGAUUUUCUUAUUUAAACGGGGAUAGCAGGUACAUUCUAUGUGUCAUACUUGAUCAUUUUGCGAUAUCGCCAUAUUUUUGCUGAAAGGAUUUAGUAGAGAACAUUGACGAUAAAGUUUGCAACUUUUGGUCGCUGAUAAAAAAGCCUUGCCUGUACUGGAAGUAGCAGACGAUAUGCGCGUGACGUCACAGGUUGUGGAGCUCCUCACAUCUGCACAUUGUUUACAAUCAUGGCCACCAGCAGCGAGAGCGAUUCGGACCGAGAAAGCGACGAUUUCCCCAUUAAUUUGAGCGAGGAUGAAAGAUUUGUGGAUGAGG
Molecule: messenger RNA, 3347 nt
Organism: Nerophis lumbriciformis (worm pipefish)
Lineage: Eukaryota; Metazoa; Chordata; Actinopteri; Syngnathiformes; Syngnathidae
Gene: tgfbr2b
Product: transforming growth factor beta receptor 2b
Biological process (GO): cell surface receptor protein serine/threonine kinase signaling pathway; heart development; protein phosphorylation
Cellular component (GO): signaling receptor complex; plasma membrane
Molecular function (GO): metal ion binding; ATP binding; transforming growth factor beta receptor activity, type II
Source: RefSeq, a predicted model, not a curated record